CCCUGGUAGACAGUUUUUUGCUUUUAAAUUCAGAACAUUUGAGGUGUGGGUUGUAUUAAUGGGUCUUACUUGUUUUAUUGUUUGGACAACAUCACCUGUAGUUCAGGUUGACCUCAAACUCGUGUAGUCAAGGCCGAUCUUGAAGUUGUCAUUCCCCUUCUCUCCGCCAGGGUGUGCUGAAUAGCAGGUGUCGGGCCCGUACUAGCACGCGGGAUGAACCUCUAACCUUGACUUUGCCCCACGUGACCCCAAGCCUCGGUUAGCCCACGUCCAGCACCUCAAGCACGAACCAGAGAGAUCAAAUCAGGGCCCAGAGGCGGGACCAACACUAGACGGUCUGGGGCACAGCUAAUAGAUGAGCUCAUGUCCAAUAGCGUGCGGUAGGAGGCGGGCUCGGAGCUGGCCUCAGCCAAUGGCUUGCGGGAACAUGGGCCGUCCCUUAAGCGGUCGCCUGAAGAUGGCGGUCAGCAGGCGUCUGGCGAUGCGGAUGCUUUCUGGGUGCGGCUGGGUUCGCGGCUCGGACCCCGCCGUGCUGAGCCGCCUGCGCGAUGAGGCCGUGGUGCGGCCCGGAUUUCUGAGCCAGGCGGAGGAGGACACGCUGACACGCGAACUGGAGCCCCAGCUGCGGCGCCGGCGCUAUGAGUACGACCACUGGGACGCGGCCAUCCAUGGCUUCAGGGAGACCGAGAAAUCCCGCUGGUCUGAUGCAAGCCAGGCCAUCCUGCACCGGGUCCAGGAGGCUGCCUUUGGCCCUGACCAGACCCUGCUAUCCUUGGUUCACGUGUUGGACCUGGAACCUCGGGGCUACAUCAAGCCCCAUGUUGACAGUGUCAAGUUCUGUGGAUCCACCAUUGCUGGCCUUUCCUUGCUGUCCCCAAGUGUUAUGAAGUUGGUGCACACCCAGGAACCUGAGCAGUGGCUUGAACUGCUGCUGGAACCAGGCUCCCUCUAUAUUCUAAGGGGUUCAGCCCGAUACGACUUCUCCCAUGAGAUCCUUCGAGAUGAAGAAUCAUUUUUUGGGGAGCGACGUGUCCCUCGGGGCCGACGCAUCUCAGUGAUUUGCCGCUCCCUCCCUGAGGGGAUGGAGCCAGGAAAGCCACCCCCAGCCAGCUGACCUCUGCCUAUCCUCUGGACUUGUGAAUAAAGUUGGAAAAAAGAA
Messenger RNA from Arvicola amphibius (Eurasian water vole), 1159 nucleotides. RefSeq names its product alkB homolog 7 (gene Alkbh7). Gene Ontology annotation, biological process: fatty acid metabolic process; DNA damage response. Gene Ontology annotation, cellular component: mitochondrial matrix. The transcript is spliced from 4 exons. Bases 356 to 1114 code for a protein of 252 amino acids. Lineage: Eukaryota; Metazoa; Chordata; Mammalia; Rodentia; Cricetidae. The record is from RefSeq and is a predicted model, not a curated record.